Molecule: messenger RNA, 492 nt
Organism: Pipistrellus nathusii (Nathusius's pipistrelle)
Lineage: Eukaryota; Metazoa; Chordata; Mammalia; Chiroptera; Vespertilionidae
Source: the annotation of a GenBank genome assembly
AUGAGGGCCGCAGCGCGAGCCCUGAGCCCCGACGCCCAGCCGGAGACGCGCCCUCCGACCAGGAAGCAUGCGGCGGCCGCUCCGGGCUGCUCGGCGCCCCGGGCGGGGAAGGAGGGCGACAGGAAGUGCCCCCCCUCCAUCCUGAGACAAAGCUCGCCGCCGGAGGGCCGAGGCCACAGGGCGGGGCCCCCGAGGGCCGCCAGGCAUGUGCGCUUCCAGGAGCCCCUGGAGGUGGCCGUCCGCUACAUCGCCAGCCGGGAGCACGUGCCCCCCGCCAAGGCGCCCCGCCGGCCCCGGCCCCGGCCCCGCGGCCGCUCCCUGCUGCUGCGGCUGGGCCUGUGUGCGCUGCUGGUGCUGCUGCUGGGCCUGUGCUGCGGCCGGACCAAGCCCCUGGCGCUGGCGCUGCAGGACCUGAGGGCCCGGCUGCUGGCCCUCGGCCUGCGCCUGCGGCAGGCGCUGCUCACCGGCUGGCACUGCCUGCUGCAGCUCUGA